This is a messenger RNA of Gadus chalcogrammus (walleye pollock), 1077 nucleotides long. RefSeq names its product intraflagellar transport protein 43 homolog A-like. Gene Ontology annotation, cellular component: intraciliary transport particle A; cilium. The transcript is spliced from 9 exons. The record is from RefSeq and is a predicted model, not a curated record. Gene Ontology annotation, biological process: intraciliary retrograde transport. Bases 241 to 864 code for a protein of 207 amino acids. Lineage: Eukaryota; Metazoa; Chordata; Actinopteri; Gadiformes; Gadidae.
AGCAAACCUGUACCGAUCAUAUCAGCACUGUGGUUCUUAAAUGCUUUUAAAACAAUGUUUACAAAAUAGUUUGCGCAAUUUUGGAGUUGUUUAAUUAAUGAUGGAAAUAAACCAUCUAUUCUUGUCUGCUCAUGAAUCGCCGAACGUGCCUCUCCUCCUGAUUGGCGUAACUAUGGAUACCGUUGCUAUGUGACGCUUGUUCCUCCAGGAAGACGCUAGUUCGCUAGCUCGCAGGACAACAUGGAAGACAGCUUUCAGCUAGGAGACAAUGGAGUUGUGAAAAGUGUUGCGAAGACAGGCCGCAGGGCCCGGCAAGCCGCAGAGCAAACCCCCGUCGAUGAGUCCCGUCCCCUCCGAAAGUCCUCCUCCACCUCUGCUGGAGAGGCGGGCCCUCCGAAGUCCGUCCGCAGGCAGGGCGGCUGGGCCGAGGACAGCUCUGGAGCCGGUUCUGCCAAAUCCUCCAGAAGACCAGCGUUGGAGGACCAGGAGGACCGACGCCUGCAGCCACAGACCCCCCACGGCUCGGACGACGAAGGAGACAUCCCUGUGAUCCCGGACCUGGAUGAAGUCCAGGAGGAGGACCUCACCAUGCAGGUGGCCGCUCCACCGAGCGUCCAAGUGAACCGGGUGAUGACCUACAGGGACCUGGACGAUGACCUCAGGCACUACUCUCCCUUCCAGACCUUGGACGGGGAGAUAGACCUGAAGCUGCUCACCAAGGUGCUGGCUCAGGAGCAAGAGGUGUGGGAGGAGGACGUGGGCUGGGACUGGCAUCAUCUGUUUACGGAGGUGUCCUCGGAGCUGCUGAGUGAAUGGGAUCAAGGAGAGAGUGAGGAGCAGGCGCCGCUGCCCGUGGUCAAGUGAGGAGGUGCAGCAGGAGCAUGGGGGGCCCUCGACCUCCCCUGAGGAGCAGGAGGCCCCGGGGCCCCUGACCGGAGGGGGGAGGGGAUAAGAGGUGCCGACUUUGGUUUCACACGUUAUGUUGUUGUUUUUUCCGAUCUGUAAUUUUUAUAUAUUGUAACAUAUCUAUAUUUAUACUGUUAUAUAAAUAAAGCUUAAAAAUAUGAGAUUAUGCUG